Temnothorax curvispinosus is the source of this 1791-nucleotide messenger RNA. RefSeq names its product vacuolar protein sorting-associated protein 33A-like. The transcript is spliced from 7 exons. The record is from RefSeq and is a predicted model, not a curated record. Gene Ontology annotation, cellular component: CORVET complex; lysosome. NCBI's taxonomy places the organism in Eukaryota, Metazoa, Arthropoda, Insecta, Hymenoptera, Formicidae. Gene Ontology annotation, biological process: intracellular protein transport; vesicle-mediated transport. The annotation marks the transcript as partial.
AUACCGCCUAACAUUACUAAUGUCAUAUUCAUCUCGAGGCCGCAGUUAGAGCUCAUGGAUCUGAUUACCGAGAAUGUUCAUGGAGAAGAGGGCAAGAGGCCGCGUAAAGAGUUUCACUUGUUCUUUGUGCCACACAAGAGUCUACUUUGUCAAAAGAAGCUCCAGAAUCGCGGUGUCUUUGGCAGCUUCACGCUGAUAGAAGAAUUUAAAUGUGAUCUUUUUCCGUUUGACAACGAUCUGCUAUCGAUGGAAGUGAGCGGAUCCUUCAAGGUGUUCCACUUGGAAAAUGAUCCCACUUGCCUGUAUCAAAUCGCGCAGGCCAUACAAGGCUUGCAAAAAUUGUACGGGAAAAUCUCGAAAGUCACGGGAAGGGGACCAGCUGCCAGCAAGGUUUGGGAAUUGCUGGAAAGGCUAAAUAGAGAAGAGGAAGAUAACAAAUCACUCCCGGUCUCGGGCUCCGUUGCCAUUGAACACUUAUUAUUACUGGAUCGAUCUAUAGAUUUACUCUCGCCUCUAGUUACGCAGUUGACAUAUGAAGGGUUAAUCGAUGAAAUAUACGGAAUAAAGUACAAUACUGUGCAAUUACCUGCAAGAAAAUUCCAUGAUUCUGACGAUUCUCCCACAUCAAUGUCUCUAAACGAUAAGGAACAAAUCAUAUUAAAUUCAGGAGAAGAACUUUUUGCUGAGAUCAGAGAUAAAAAUUUCAAUGGUGUUGGCCCAGUUCUUAGUAAGAAAGCUAAAGUAAUUUCAUCACAGUUUGACGAGAGACACGGAGACAAGAGCGUUCAAGAAAUUAAACAGUUUGUUGCGAGAUUACCACAUAUGCAACAAAGCAAUCUUUAGCACAUCACAAUCGCCGAGAUGAUAAAAGAGGUAACCGACUCGAGCAACUUUUUGGAAUCGUUGCAAGUCGAGCAAGAACUGUUAAACUGUAUCGACACGGACAAGCCAAAUGCGUACAUCGAAGAUAUGAUAGCGCAGCAACAACCGUUACUCAAAGUUCUACGUCUCCUUUGCAUACAAUCGUUGACAAACUCCGGUCUAAAACCAAAACUGCUAGAUUACUAUAAGAGAGAAAUAAUUCACACUUAUGGAUUCCAACAUUUGCCAACUAUAUUAAAUCUGGAAAAGGCUGGAUUAUUGAAGCAACAGCAGUCAGUGCGACAAUACGCAGUUUUAAGAAAAGCAUUGAGGCUCACUGUCGAGGACGAGAGUGAAAUAGCACCGAAAGAUAUCAGUUACGUACAUUCCAUAUAUGCACCGCUGAGCGUGAGACUAGCGGAGCAACUGGUACAACUAAACGGAUGGCAAGGAUUGAACGACGUGAUGGGAUUAUUACCAGGACCUACCAUAAGCAGCGUCCCGUACAAUGUAUCCUCAUCAGUAAGACGAAAUUCUAUUACCAGCGAAGAUUCUAGUUCGGAACCACCAAAAUUAAUACUAGUAUUUUUUAUCGGAGGAUGCACUUUUGCCGAGAUAUCUGCUCUCCGGUUUCUAUCGCAACAAGAAGAUUGUUGCUUCAGUUACGAAAUUAUAAAAACAUUUACCAGCACACACAGCAGAAACAAACAGAAACUUCAGGAUAGGACAAUCAAAUAAGCAUUUUAUUCUAUCCGUAUUCCUUCUAUUAAUAAAGUAGAAAACAGAAGAGCAUCAAAUAGCAUUUUAUUCUAUCCGUAUUCCUUCUAUUAAUAAAGUAGAAAACAGAAGAGAGAAUGGAAAUGAAACCAAGAAAAGAGGAUGAACUGACAUUUUCUUAUGAUGUGGUCCGCCCACUAUAUAAAGACUCAC